Molecule: messenger RNA, 3655 nt
Organism: Owenia fusiformis
Lineage: Eukaryota; Metazoa; Annelida; Polychaeta; Sabellida; Oweniidae
Source: the annotation of a GenBank genome assembly
AAGAUUUCGACCAAACCAACUCUUUAGAAUGAGUGUCGUUAUUUUAAAAAUGGAAUACGAUUACAUAUAUGUCUAUGCAUCAAUCCGCAACACAGAUCUGAGUGAAGAGAUCGCAGCUGUGACAGAGCGAUUCACCAACGAGGGACACCGUGAAAUGGAAAUGAAGGUCCCACAGUAUGUGACACAAGGAAAUUAUUCUCUGCGAAUUGAGGGGAAAUACGAAGAUGGGGUCGGUGGACCAGUUUUCUACAACGAGACAUCUCUUAUAUUCGAUACUAAACAAAUUUCUGUGUUUAUUCAGACAGACAAAGUGUACUACAACAAAAAUGAUAUACUUCGAUUCCGAGUCAUCCCUGUCUUGCCAAACCUGAUGCCUGUGGUUGGAACUAUGGAUUUGUUCGUAAAGGAAUACAAAGGCGUUGUGGUAAAACGAUGGCUCGCGCAAGCUGUCAAUAAUGGUGUAAUUGAAAAACAGCUUCAACUACAGAAUCCUAUAAAAGACGGCGGUUCAUGGUCGAUUGAAGCGCAUGCGUAUGGGCAUGUUUACUCAAAAUCCUUUAGUGUUUACAGGGUGUAUGUUCAAAGAAUGCUGGUGAAUGUCACGAUGCCACCGUAUGUCAAAGACACAGAAUAUGGUCUUGCUGGCGUGAUACAUGGGGUAUAUUUCCCAAGCUGGUUGCCAAUUAGAGGUAAUGGCACAAUGGAAUUUUAUAUUGAAGGGCACCCAAGGUCUAAUUUCUACGAAACUAUCCCGUUUUUUGAAGAGAAAUAUCAGUUUGUGUUCACGAUGAAUGAUCUGAGAAGACGAACGGGUGUUGUAGAUCUUUCCAAUAAAGCCGUCAAGUGCAUUGCAAGAAUUUACGAUUAUGAAAAGGGUGAGACGAGAGAAGGGAUGUCUACCACUAUCAUCCAGCCUGGAGGGCUGUACAUGUAUUUCGUUGAGGGAAACGUCAGAACCUUCAAACCAAAUAUGCCAUUUGACUUCAACAUUGCAAUAACCCAAAGAGACGGUUCCUCGCCUUCAUUUUACGGGAAAGGUGGCGUUGAUGUCAAUAUCCUGUUCCAACAACAAGGCGGUGGUUCACGAAGAACUAGAGAGUUUGUUCCUCUUCCAGAUGACCAUAUUCUUAGAUUUUCCAUUUUGCCAGAAACCGAUGAUGAACUCAUCACUACAAAGGCAAGAUAUUCUGGUGAAGAUGUAGUUCUUUCAGAAAUAACAAUGCUGUCUUCAAGGACCUACAGUGAGAGAAAUUAUUAUAUCCGUAUUACAUCAUCAACCGAGAAACCGAAGGUAAACCACUAUAUGGUAUUUACAGUAAGGACGAAUGUAUAUGUCGACAAAAUCUACUACCAGCUUGUAUCUCAGAGUAAUAUAGUUGUUUCGGACACUAUCGCAAUGGUGUCACGGCAGAAGACAUUUUCAGUAGCCUUGUCACGUGAUAUGAUGCCAAGUUCCCGGAUGAUAGUCUCGUAUAUAAAGCAUGGAGAGGUUGUCGCAGAUUCUCUUUCUUUCUUUGUUGAAGGCACUGGGUUACAUAAGGUUGAUCUGACAUUGAACCGCGGGAAAGACUUCAGUGGUUCAAUGACUGAAACAAUUGGUACAGCAGAUCCGGGGACCUGGAUGUCAUUUAAUGCCAUCAAUUACUAUUUAUAUUCUCUUGGUGGGCGAAAUUUUAUAACCGAGGAAGAGAUAGAGAAGGAAUUGUUGACAUAUGACAGUCACACAAACGUAAGUGCGAGUGUCACGUGGCGAGCUGAAAACUGGGAGACUGAUAGGAUAUACUUCAAAACACAAACUUAUGGAAUUGAUGCAAAUACAACGUUUGUGUACGCUGGUCUGCAUGUAUUUACUGAUGCCAAUAUGACAACUAUUCCAAAUCAGUGCAAUGGCACCCUUGGGUGGUUGCGGUGUUAUGAUAGCACUUGUUAUAGGAAAGAAAAACUGUGUGAUAACUACUACGACUGUUUAGAUGGCGCUGACGAAAUGGGAUGUAACACUACAAUAGGACAAAUGACGAAUGGACUAGAAUUUAAUAUGCUUAGUGUGGCUGAUAUGCACAGACACAUGCCAUACGUGCAUCCUUUCACAGACGUUUCAUGGUCAUGGACCGGUGCAUUUACAAAACCAACAGGCGAUAGUUAUGCAAUUGUGCACCCUCCGAAGCAGCCAAUCACAUGGGUGGUAUCGGCAGUAUCAAUGAGCAGGGAUUAUGGGCUCGGAGUUGCAACACCACCAUAUGUGAUAGACUUCACAAGAGACUUAUACUGUCAGUGUGAAUAUCCAAAAGUAGUUAAGUUUGGAGAACAGAUAGGGAUCCAAUUGUGGCUGACAAGUAACGCUGAUUAUACUUCUGAGAUUUUAGUUACAUUAUAUGGUUCAGAUGGUUAUAAGUUUGUAUCGGCAGAUGGCAUGGGUGAUACUAUCAGCCACUACUCACCUAAACUCCUGGGUGGUGAUAUCCAGACAAUGGUCAAUCUAUUUCCAGGAGAAUGUAAAUACGUCCACAUGCCCAUAGUUCCUCUGUCUGAUGGAGAAGUUGAUUUCACAAUCACAGCCGAGAAUUUCCGCCAUACUGAAGGAUGUUCUGGUACUAUCGAGAUAGCGAUGGACGGAGUGCCUAAUGGUUGGCAUACACCGUAUUUUGUUGAUCUUGUAAAAUACAGCCAGGUGAUCAUACCCGAUAUUGUCAUCCCUGUACCUGAGAGAUGGAUUGUCCCAGAACAGAGGAACCACCUCUAUGUACCCGGGUCUGGUGCUUGUACAGUGCAAAUUGUAGGGGACGUUAUUGGUCCUGGUUUCUACAGAGAGAAGUUGGAGGCUGAUGAGUUACUAGGGUUACCAAGAGCCACAUCGGAAGAUUACUUCUUUGAAUUUACACAAAAUCUUUGGUAUUUGAAAUAUUUCAAAGCAACCGAUCAACUGACAUAUGAAACGCAAACAACAUCUCUUGAUGCUAUGAAUUACAAUUAUAUGCAAAUGCUUAGACAUAAGCAAGAUGAUGGUGGAUAUGCUAUGUUCUAUAGAGACACAAAUUCGAGUUUAUGGUUGACAGCCCAUUUCUUUAACCAGUUGAAGAACGCAAGGGAUUCUGACUGGGAGAAUCAUUUCUACAUUCCAGUAGAAGUUUUAAAUGACAUGGCGAUGUGGAUGAUAAGUUACCAGAACAGUUCGUGCGGGGCGUUCAUAGAACCUGGGCCUCACUACCUCCGUGCUAUGUUUCCAAAAUUGACAACACUUGGAGGAGUGGAAGGCAAUUGGAACAUAUCCUUAACUGCUCAUGUCGUCAUUGCAUUGUCUGGGGAUUUAGGUCUCACAGGGGAAGCAGCAAGGGCGGCAUCUGCAGCACGUGAUAUUGGAGCUUCAUUUUUGGCAACCACACUUAAUGAUGUAGAGGACGCAUUUGAUCUUGCCAUUACGACAUGGGCCUUACACACUGCAAACAAUUACAAAUCCAUGGAAUUCUUCAGAAAACUUAAAGAGAUUGCACGAGCAGGUACAAUGGACUUAUUUAUUAACUCAUUCAAAUGUAUGUCUUCAGGUGUUGUCUCGCCUACUACAGGUGUUUUUUGCUCUUAAUGGUGAACUCGAAACUUAAUUAGAAGUUACUUGCCAUAAACACCCCUCCUUCUAUCAGUGACGGGGUGGUGGUAAAAG